UGAUCUUCAAUUCCUGGACGAUUGGCAACGCUAAACACACUGACACUGCUCCCGCUCUACAUAGCAACUUCCGGGUCGAGUGACCAAGGCCGCUCACGUGACUAUACGACGCCCCUCUCCCGUCGACGUCACCGAUUGCCGUAGACAGGGGCGGGGCACAGCGGGACGUGUGGGUGGAGAGGUUGCGGUGGAAACGGUGGGUCAAGGAGACGGAGCCUUUGAAUGAUUGGUCAUGCCAUCCUCUCCAAUGCCUAUUCUCUGUAGUCCAGGGGAAGAAGCUAGCUGUUUGAUACCUGGUGAAUGGAUGUGUCUAUUCUGUUCCUAAAGUUCAAAAUAGUACAGAAAUUUGUGGUUGCUCUACAUAAACCUAUUUAAGUGGUUGGCUUUCAACCAGGAGCCCAAACAGUAAGCAAGCUCAUCAACCUGAAGACGGCAAAGUAAAAUACAGCCUUGCCAUCAUCUGACUUUCUCCGACUGAUCUAAACCCUGAUCCAUGUACUCUCCAGCAGGACCAUGUGGCUAAUUGAGAACAUUUUGAUUGACCCAGAAGGAUAAGCACUUGAGACACAUGGAUACUGAAGCACAAAACAGACCAAAGGACCUUGUCUUAUCUGGGUCUACACAAGAAUUGACGGAGCAGAUUUCUUGUGUGGGACCUGCCAGAUAUUAUGUCUGUGGCUAUUUUGCAGCUUUCAAUAACAUUGCCAUCACCUUCCCCAUCCAGAAGGUGCUGUUUCGACAGCAACUAUAUGGGCUAACAACAGUGGAGGCCAUCCGGCAGCUAAAGCAGGAUGGCUUUCGCAAUCUCUACCGAGGGAUUCUGCCCCCGCUCCUUCAAAAGACUACGACCGUAGCAUUGAUGUUUGGCCUGUACGAGGAUUUCUCUUGUCUCUUGAAGAGAACAACUAAUGCUCCAGAGCUGUUCAACCGCAGUGUGUCUGCAGUAUUGGCAGGGACUGCAGAAGCAGUGCUGACACCAUUCGAGAGGGUACAGGCUUUGCUGCAGGAUCACAGGCAUCAUAACCGAUUCAGAAAUACCUUCCAUGCCUUCAAGGUUUUGAGAGCCUAUGGUAUCAGAGAAUAUUACAGAGGCCUUGCACCAAUACUCCUCCGCAAUGGACCUAGUAAUGCAUUGUUCUUUGGUUUGCGAGGGCCUGUCAAGCAGUGCCUACCAGAAGCCACUACAUACAGUGCGAAUGUUCUCAAUGACUUCAUCUGUGGAGGAUUUCUGGGUUCGAUACUUGGAAUAAUGUUUUAUCCAAUCAAUGUAGUGAAAGCACGUAUGCAGUCACAGAUUGGAGGGGAAUUUCACACCUUUGCAAAUGUCUUUAUGAAAAUCUGGAGCGAAAGGGAUGGCAAAUUGUCUCAUGUAAUGAGAGGUGUACACCUCAAUUAUCACCGGUCAAUCUUAUCAUGGGGCAUAAUCAAUGCAACCUAUGAGAUCUUGCUUAAGUUGCUCUGAGAACUUUACAAAGCCCAGCCUUUAAUCAGAGCAACGUUUUAAGCUCUAUGCUCUCCAGCUCCAUCAGUCGAAUGUAAUUUGAAGCAGCUUGCUUCUAUGGGUGGGAGGGAAGGAAAGCCCAACUUCGAAUAAAAGAGACCAGGUGUCCAUUUGCAAAGUACUUUGGAUCAAGUUUGGGAUCGUUUUGCAGAUAUUGGGUUUCAUUUUGUAUUGGCAGGAGAUGUAAGUCAGGAGCUAGGUUGAGUAGCAAGUGUUUUAAAGUAAUAAUUCCAACAAACCUACCUCAAGGAGGAUGGUUCCUAUCCCUUCUUAGCCCCGGAAAUAAUUUUUUCCCCUUUUCCCCCUGCUGUCUUUUUUCAGAACUUUGAAACCUCCAUUAUGACCUAAAACCUUUAUGUGGUCCUGAAACAACCUGGGUUAUUUUUAAUUGCAGUGGAUUCUUUUUUUUUUCAAAGACGGUAUGUUGGUGUCUACCUGUUCUUUCUAUGCUGUUAUAUUGUUGUCUUAACUUGUUCUACAGCUUUGACAUGCCUUUUAAAGUGUUUUUAUAUGCAGUGCAUCAAUGGAGGUUAGGCUAUUGUUGUAGUACUCACAUCAUGUCUGGGUCACCAUGUGAUAAUUUAGAACAUAUCCUGUAUGUGUUUGCCCCAUUUCCAGCUGGUUGUUUUGAGUUUGUCUGCUGCCCUCAUUUAUCACUUCACAAACACAAAGUCCAAUAUCCUGGUUGAAGUUGUUUUCAAGUGGCCUUUAAUUUUUAACUAAUUUUUAGAUUAGUAAAAAAAUUGCAAAAUAUGUCAAAAGUAUGAAUUCCAAUGCAGAGUUUGAUGAGCACUCAAUUAUUUGAAGCAGUCUAGCAUAAUAUAAAAAUGCUUAGAAGUUAAGCUGAACUACUUGUCCUUCAUCUGUGUGUGUAUUAUAUAUAUAUGUAUUAAUUUUUAUCUUGAACAAGUAAUCAACUUUUGCACCUUUGCUGAAAAUUAUAUUAAAAUGAAUAUGGGUAUUGGUG
Carcharodon carcharias (great white shark) is the source of this 2468-nucleotide messenger RNA. Its product is annotated as mitochondrial nicotinamide adenine dinucleotide transporter SLC25A51-like. The transcript has 5 exons. The record is from RefSeq and is a predicted model, not a curated record. NCBI's taxonomy places the organism in Eukaryota, Metazoa, Chordata, Chondrichthyes, Lamniformes, Lamnidae. The coding region runs from base 569 to 1462 and encodes 297 amino acids.